AUGUUAUUUUUAUACUCACUCAGUAUCCUAUUGUUGUCCCUAUUCGUUACUGCUGCACCUAUAUCAGAAUCUCCCAGACGACACUCGGCACAAUCAACGACCUUCGAACCUUUACGCUGGUUGACACGCUUUGGUGCAAACAUACCUGCAGACUCUACAGUGGAUUUACAAUGGGAAGGUGGAAGUGGACAAGGAGUUGACGUGUAUUAUAUCCCACAAUGGCCUGAACAGACUGAUUACUUCCCUGUCGAAAUCAUAGCUGGAACUACAGCAAAUCAUUUCACUUGGCAUACACCUAAAAAGGACGCUUACCCAAAAGGUACCACUUUUAUUCUUGGUAUCAAUGACGCAGUAACAUCGCUCUCAUCAGAAUGGUACGAUAUAACCGGAAUGCUACACUUCGGCAACCAUUAA
This is a messenger RNA of Kwoniella shivajii, 414 nucleotides long. RefSeq lists its product as uncharacterized. The record is from RefSeq and is a predicted model, not a curated record. NCBI's taxonomy places the organism in Eukaryota, Fungi, Basidiomycota, Tremellomycetes, Tremellales, Cryptococcaceae. Bases 1 to 414 code for a protein of 137 amino acids. The transcript is spliced from 3 exons.